Meloidogyne enterolobii is the source of this 380-nucleotide messenger RNA. NCBI's taxonomy places the organism in Eukaryota, Metazoa, Nematoda, Chromadorea, Rhabditida, Meloidogynidae. The record is from the annotation of a GenBank genome assembly.
AUGUAUGUGUGUCUUUUCACAAAAAAUGAACAAAAAAAAGUUGCUUAUUUUUCACUAAGGAGUUAUGACGCCUGGCACCAAAAUAUAUUUUGUAGUAUGUUUUAUUUCCUUCUUAUUUUUACCCCAACUGGCUCUUUGCUCUUUUUAAAAUUUGCUUUCCCACUUAUUUUCCUCUAAAUCCUCCUUCCAUCUGUCCCUUUACCCCCUCUUUUUUUACUACCCCAACCCCCAACUUGCGAGCUUUGGCCUUGAUAAUAUUUUAGUAUUUGUGUGCAUGUAUUAUUUGUUGUUUUGUUGUCCCCUCAACUGUACAUAUACACAAACAAUUGUGGUAAGUAAAAGUUGUCAGAUAUUCGGGAAAAAGGUUGGUUGGUCUUUGU